Molecule: messenger RNA, 342 nt
Organism: Pseudozyma hubeiensis SY62
Lineage: Eukaryota; Fungi; Basidiomycota; Ustilaginomycetes; Ustilaginales; Ustilaginaceae
Product: histone-lysine N-methyltransferase
Exons: 1
Coding region: 1-342 (113 amino acids)
Source: RefSeq, a predicted model, not a curated record
AUGUUGCAAGAUCCCGCUCGUUGCAAUAUGAUCCACUGUUCAGAUGCGAAAGAUAAGCUUCGAGAAGACCGGAGGGGGAAACGUCGAGCUCCAACACAGCUGGAUCUAUGUGAGCCCAGUGAGCAUCUCAGACAUGGGAUCGGAAGCUGCUUGUCAGCUCGAAGGGAGGGAGGAGCAAAGAGUCACGACGAGAAGGAGAAAGAGAAGGUGAAGGAGAGAGAGAGAGAGGAAGACGAGCGGGACUGUGGAUGCAGCUUUCGGCAGCAGGGAAAAACCCCCAAAAAGCCAGUUGUGUCCAUUCGUGCUGGCGUGUUCGCCCAAGCGGCACAAACCCAGUCAUGA